UGGUCAAACAUGAGAAACCUCUAUUUGUCCCGAAAUAGCUUUUGAACCUGAUAUGUAUCUCGUCAUGCGGACAUUCGGCUCAUCUGACGUGUGGGAAUCAACAUUUUUCUAUUUCGAUAGAACUUUCAUAUUCUCUCUCUUACCGCUAAAUUUAUGAAAAAAGCGAGAGCAGUAAGCUAGAUACCAACGAAAUAUCACUGGGCACGUGAUCAGAGCUAAAAAGGACGUGGCCUAAGCCUCCCUUCCCCUAGGAUAAGAGCGAAUCCUUCCCAUGGGCCUCCGCACGCAUUAACGCCCUAACGUGGAUGUCGCGAUUUUCAAGUGAAAUUUCUCAACGCAUUCUGUGACAUGUCCUUUCCAUUACAAAGAAUUAAAUUGAGAGAAGAGUAAUAGCGCAAUUACAUCUGAUAACGAUGCAUAGUAUUUUUCGAGGAUCAGCGAAGACGCUGUCGUACAAUUCCCACUCUAUAUCCUCAACGAUUGUCGGCAAAUCGUUCGAAGGAGUGUCGACUCAAUUACCUAUUCUGUACAGUAAAGUUACAAUCCUUGGAUUCUAUCGUUCGUUUUCGCAUUCUCAAAGAGGCGCCCGAAGACUUGGAACCGCUGUAAGAAAUUACAUGCGAACCCUCCGAUGGUUCAGUAUUCCAGCGAGUGUUGGCUUCGCUUACGUUUGUUAUCAACAAUUCUGGCACAUUAGGGAGAGAGAAAAACGUAAAUUACAUGCUGGUGAAUCUCUUGAACCUAGUCAAUGGCAGGUUGCAUUGUUCAAGAAAUUGCCCACAAGAGCUUGUUCACGUGCUUUAGGUGCAGUUUGUGAUAUUGACUUGCCACCAUGGUUACGUAAACCCAUCAUUGGCUCAUAUUCGUGGUAUUUUGCCUGUAAUGUUACUGAAGCUGUAGAGGAAGAAAUUGUUAACUAUUCAAGUCUCGGAGCCUUCUUCAGAAGACAACUUAAACCUGAUGCAAGAAGAAUCUGUGAUGCAAGUUGUAUCGUGAGCCCUGCAGAUGGUACUGUUCUGCAUUUUGGUGAGGUGCAAAAUGACUUAGUGGAACAAGUCAAAGGAAUAACUUAUUCAAUGAAAACUUUCCUUGGACCUAAUCAACCAUCUGCUUCCACCUACAAAGAACUAGAGUCUAAUGACAAUAAAAAGCUUUAUCACUGUGUUAUUUAUCUUGGACCCGGUGACUACCACUCCUUUCAUUCACCAAGUGAAUGGAAUGUAAAGCAAAGAAGACAUUUUCCAGGAGAUUUGUUUUCUGUGCAUCCAGGAAUAGCUCGUAUGGUUGCUGGACUUUUCAACCACAAUGAGCGUGUUGUUCUUACUGGUACAUGGAAACAUGGAUUUUUUAGUUUUACUGCCGUUGGAGCUUACAAUGUUGGAUCUAUCAACCUCAAGUUUGAUCAGGAUUUGAAGACAAAUUGUCCAGGGAGAUAUUCAGAAGGAUCAUUUGAUGAGUGUGACUAUAUUAGUGAUGAACCUAAUGGAGUAUCCCUUGUGCGCGGUGAAAGAAUGGGAGCAUUUAACCUUGGAUCAACAAUUGUCCUGAUAUUUGAGGCCCCCACAGACUUUAAAUUUGAUGUGCAACCUGGACAGAAACUGAAAUAUGGUGAACCAGUGGGAUCUUCAAGAGAAGAUACAGAUUAGACAAAUUAUCAAGUAAUGUAGCUAAUUUUUGAGGUGGAGAUGCAUGUAUUUUUGUUUUCUUGGGAUAUUUAAACAUGAGAGCUCUUUCUAAAUCUUCUUCUGAAACUCAAACACUCAAGAUUUCCAUAUACCCAAAAAACAUUGUCUUAAGAGAAAUCUUUUUUCUUGCCAUUGUUUUCUUUUACCAAAUUACUGUGUGCAUAAUGAAUUAUGGGGUUAUAUGGAAAUCUUGUCAAUAUCUCUAUGGUUUAGUUAUCAUUAAGUUGUUGUUGUGGAGGGCUGUGUUGAUUAUGUGGACCACGCAUAUUAGCAAGUGGCAGUCUGCUCUUCAAAGAAAGAAACUAAUAAAAAUAAUUCAAGUGGAAAAAUAUCACACAAAAAAAACUGCUGAUGAAAUUAAAAGCAGCUCUAAGGUCUGCAGGUAAUCUUAUCAAUGACAUUAACAUUUGUCCAUGAGACAGCCCAUGUUCUGUCAAGGACUAAAAUUUAGUGAGUAUUGAAAACUCUUGAAUUUAAUUGUUAGUUUAAUUGAUUUGGGUGAGCUAUAUGAUCAUCUGAAUAUUUUUCAUUGUGGCUUUACAAAAUCUUAGUCUAGGUUGUUCAAACACAUUCAUGCAACUCAUUAUUAAAUAAAAGGAUCAAAUUCUCUCUGAUUUUCAAUAUGACAUGUUUAAAAAUCCUGAGAAACUUGUUGAAUCUGUACAAAGAUUAUAUUGGAAAAAAUAUUUAUUAUACAUAAUUUGUUUAUAACAAGGGGAACCAAUGAUAGGUGUGAACUGAUCAAUCAAUUAUACUUAUUUCACCUAUGUUAGGUUCACAAUUAGAAUUUAUUUUUACUAAAUGUUUACAAAAAGAAAAAAACAUAACAUUUUUUUUUUAAGGAUUAGACAUUUAAUCCUACCCCAAAAAUUAUUGAAAACAAAGUUUGUAAAGCUUGGUCCCUUGGUAGGCAAGGUCAGGUGGAAUCAUGAAGAGGAUUUAGUUUGUGCAACCUUCCAUGGACCAGGUGUAGUUUGAGGACUAUGUAAGGCUGGAAAUGUUUUAAAUCCAUACUUGCAAGUAAAGUUAACUUGGUUCUGUAUGUAAUGUCCCAACAAUCUGUGGGAAUCACCAUAUACCAAUGUUGUUGGUGUUGAAAUUUGAUAGUAGGAAAGAGACUAAAAGAAACCUUGACAAA
Messenger RNA from Pocillopora damicornis (cauliflower coral), 2823 nucleotides. RefSeq names its product phosphatidylserine decarboxylase proenzyme, mitochondrial. The record is from RefSeq and is a predicted model, not a curated record. NCBI's taxonomy places the organism in Eukaryota, Metazoa, Cnidaria, Anthozoa, Scleractinia, Pocilloporidae. Gene Ontology annotation, molecular function: phosphatidylserine decarboxylase activity. Gene Ontology annotation, biological process: phosphatidylethanolamine biosynthetic process. Gene Ontology annotation, cellular component: mitochondrion.